UCCAUUCUUAAGGCAAGGUCCUCACAUUGCGAUUGCCAUCUCGAACCGUGAGCUGUCCAACGGAACAGAUGUGAAGUUGAUGAGCGUUAGCUAGCACUCGUCUUUUUACGGUUUCAAAAUCUAUAGUUAUUUCUCGCCUGUACCGUGCGUGGUGAAGGCAGCGGGAGACCAUGGACGUGGUCCUGGGGUUAUUGUGCCUGUUCUCGGUGCUGGUGUCUGAGAUGUUCAUGGUGGCCGCGUUCUCCCAGAGCCUGGACAGCGACUUCACAUUUACACUCCCCGCCGGACGGAAGGAGUGCUUCUUCCAGACCAUGAAGAAGGACGCAUCGCUGGAGAUAGAAUAUCAGGUGCGAGGGGUUAUUAUCGGUUGAAAGUGUGAACCAAAAACGUGUACAUGAGUAGAUACAUUUGCUAGAACUCAUGGUGAGGGCAGCUUUGUGGACAGUCUACUAAUAAAAUCAAAUUGUAUUCGUCACAUGCUUCGUAAAUGCUUACUUACGGGCCCUUCCCACAAUGCAGAGAAAAAUAAAAUAAAUAAUAUAAGUAAAACACGUAAUAAUAAAUACACAAUGAGUAACGAUAACUUUGCUAUAUACACGGGGUACCAGUACCGAGUCCAUGUGCAGGGUUACGAGGUAAAUAUGUAGAUAUAACUAGGAAUAAAACGGACAGAUAAAACAGUAGCAGCAGCGUAUGUGAUGAGUCAAAGUUAUCGAAAAAAUGGUCAAUGCAGAUAGUCCAGGUAGCUAUUUGGUUAACUAUUUCACUAACAAUUUAGCAGUCUUAUGGCUUGGGGUAGAAGCUGUUCAGGGUCCUGUUGGUUCCAGACUUGGUGCAUCGGUACCGCUUGCGGUGUGGUAGUAGAGAGAACAAUUUGACUUGGGUGGCAAGAGUCUUUGACAAUUUUAAGGUCCUUCCUCUGACACCGCCUGGUAUAGAGGUCCUAGUUGGCAGGGAGCUAGGCCCCAGUGAUGUACUGGGCCAUAUGCACUACCCCCUGUAGCACCUUGGGGUCGGAUGACAAGCAGUUGCCAUACCAAGCGGUGAUGCAACCAGUUAAGAUGCUCUCAAUGGUGCAGCUGUAUAACUUUUUGAGGAUCUGGGGACCCAUGCCAAAUCUUUUCAGUCUCCCGAGGGGGAAAAGGCAUUGUCGUGCCCUCUUCACAACUUUCUUGAUGUGUUUGGACCAUGAUAGUUUGUUGGUGAUGUGGACACCAAGGAACUUGAAACUCUUGACCCGCUCCACUACAGCCCAGUCGAUGUGAAUGGGGGCAUGUUCGGCCCUCCUUUUCCUGUAGUCCAUGGCCAUCUCCUUUGUCUCGCUCACGUUGAGGGAGAGGUUGUUGUCCUGGCACCACACUGCCAGGUCUCUGACCUCCUCCCUAUAGGCUGUCUCAUCGUUGUCGGUGAUCAGGCCUACCACUGUUGUGUCGUCAGCAAACUUCAUAAUGGUGUUAGAGUCGUGCUUGGCCACGCAGUCGUGGGUGAACAGGGAGUACAGGAGGGGAUUAAGCACGCACCACUGAGGGGUCCAGUGUUGAGGAUCAGCGUGGCAGAUGUGUUGUGGCCAACCCUUACCACCUGGCGGCGGCCUGUCAGGAAGUCCAGGAUCCAGUUGCAGAGAGAGGUGUUUAGUCCCAGGGUCCUUAGCUUAGUGAUGAGCUUUGUGGGCACUAUGGUGUUGAACGCUGCGCUGUAGUCAAUGAACAGCAUUCUCACGUAGGUGUUCCUUUUGUCCAGGUGGAAAAGGUCAGUGUGGAGUGCAGUAUGACAUCUCUCAACAUAAAACUUUGGUAAAACCUCUUAUUUUCUUUGAAAUAGGCCUAUCUUAAUUAACAUUUUUGACAUUGAGGGAUUGUCAUACCAUCACUGUAGCCUACUUCUAAGUUCCCUAUUGUUGUGUCUACCACCAUAGACAAGCUAUCUCUGUGGCAUGCUGUAACACACCACUCUGCCCUUGGAGUGAAAACAAAACUUUGAUAAUGUCCUUAGUUUGUGGAGAUUCUAAGUUCUUCAUGGUCUCUGUUGAAUGUCUGUGUUUUUAAAUACUCUAAUAACUAGACAUUUGUAAUUCAGUUUGGAAACCCUGACAUUCUUUGCUCCUAAAUAACAGAGCAGACCGAGAUGUGGAAAUGCUGAAGGGCAUUACUAUAGUAGCAGAGUGAUGCUGAGACUCAGAUUUGUCACUUUAAAAUGUAUUCCAAACAAAACCAAUGAUUGCAAAGUUAAACAAACUAUACAUCUCUAUGCACAAUGACUACUUUUAACAAUUUCCACAGAACAUUUUACAAAAAUACUUUUACUUGAAGAACAGUGCAGAUGCAAAGUUUGGUAACAGAAUGACCGUUUGUGCCGUCAUUCUGUUACCAAAAUUUGCAUCUGCACUAUUCUUCAAGUAAAUGUGUUUUUGUAAAAUGUACAUUGGAAAUUGUUAAAACAAGUCCUUGUGCAUAGAGUUCUAUGUUUGCAAUCAUAGUUUUUUGUUUGAUAUUUUCAAAGUGAAAAACCAGUCUGUUACUGUGGAAUUGCCCUGAACUAAUGAUGCAACUAUAGAGAAACAGACACCAGGAAGGAACUGGUUUGUUCAUAUUGUGAAGCUCUCUGCUUGUUCUAAAACUUGUUCAACAGCAGCUCUCCUCAACAUGUCUCUCUUUUCACUCGUCUCUCCUCUCACCCAUCUUACCUGUCUCAUCUGUGUGUUCUCAGGUGUUGGACGGAGCAGGUCUGGACGUUGACUUCAGCCUGUCCUCUCCUACUGGACACGUUCUGUACAGCGACCAUCACAAGUCAGACGGAGUACACACGUAAGACACAAACAUACACACCACCACGCAAGUGUGGAAUACACACUCACAUGGGGGAGGACACACACUCUCGAUCUCUCUCUUUCACACUCUCCCGGUAUGUGUUUCCUUUAGUGUAGAGACGGAGGAUGGAGACUACAUGUUUUGUUUUGACAACUCGUUCUCGGCGGUGUCGGAAAAGAUCAUCUUCUUCGAGCUGAUCAUGGACAACAUGGAAAAGGAAGGGGAGGAGCCAGAGGACUGGAAGGAGUACAUCCACGGGACUGACAUGUUGGACAUGAAGCUUGAGGACAUCAUGGUGAGGGGGCGCUCUUAUACUACACCAAGGCACUUGUAGCCUACCACAGCACUUGUACCCUAUAUAGGCUAUAUACCCUAUUGGUCUUGGUCAAAAGUAGGGGAUUGGCACCAUUUCAGACACUCCCCUAGAGGACAUGGUUAGGAAGCAUGCAUUGCUUUUAUAUGCAACAGGACACGUGUAAGACAUCAGGGUGGGGGGAGGUGUGCAGUUUUACACAACAUCUGUAGCACAUCAUGCAAGGGGGUGCGAUUUCACACGCAACAUUUCACAAUUCACACGUUCUUAGAAGAUCUUUGAAUGUGAUUCUGGAUACUGGAUAGUCAAAAAAGAAUCCCUGUGGAUAAUCAUUGAAGAAAAUAAUCCCUGUGUAAAUUAGAUUAGUAAUGGUAGAUUGGUGUAUUGUAGGGCUGGGAUGUUAGUAUCGUGGCAAGGAAACAAAGCGCUAAUGUUGGAAACAAACAUCAUUAUGUUGUCAUCCAGAGUCACAUUUAUUUAUUUUCCAAGCUAUAGCACACAAUAUUUUACAUACAGCAGAUUUUUAAAGGACCAAAGAGUUUAGUCUCCUUCAGUUUUUCAUUUUUGCCAUGGAAAAAAUAUUGCAAUACUGGUAUCGUCCCGGCCCUAGUGUAUUGGCUGUGACCAAGCAGGCAGAAGCUGUCUCUUGUCUGAGGCCUGUUGUCUGUUGACAUUGGUGUUUUGUCUGUCUCUGAAGUAGAGAUUGCUGGCGUUACAACACGUCAGCUCACAGAGCACACAACCACACAGGUGGUGUCACUUUGACCCAGCUCAUACACACACACUGCCAAUACAACGGCACAAGGUCAGAGAGACUGAGCACCACAGCCAUCAAUGUUACAACAAUAACCACACACGCACCUGAGAGCAGAAUUAUUUGUUCUUUAUACCAGACCCCCACCCCAUGUAUCAGGACACAGGCGUCAGUUAGUCAGGGACAGGAAGUGUAAAGUACAGCUGUGGAGGAAGUCGUGUUUGUCCUUUGAGGCUUUGUUAACAUCCACCCACCCCUUCUUCCCCCCUGUCCUGUUACCUUGUCUCCUGGGAACUCUCGUGUCAAAGUUAACAUACAUAAUCGCUAUGCUCCUGAAGUCUGGUCUACUCUGUAUUGUUGGAUUCUAGUUCCAGGAUGCUUCUAUGUCUAUAACUGUAUCAGGAUAACCCAAACCACUACCAACCUCUUUGUCCCUCUGCUCUCCAGGACACCAUCAAUAGUGUUAAAGCCCGGCUGGGGAAGAGCCUUCAGAUCCAGACAGUGCUCAAAGCGUUCGAGGCCCGCGACCGCAACCUCCAGGAGUCCAACUACAACCGGGUCAACAUGUGGUCCAUGACCAACCUUCUGGUGAUGGUGCUGGUGACGGGGGUGCAGGUCUACCUCAUCCGCUCGCUGUUCGACGACAAGAGACACACACGCACGUAACACCCCCGCUCACUGGGAGGGGUCAGGGAGAGACGGGCAGCUCUGUCUGGAUCAGCCAGCAUAUAGGGAGUGGGGACUGGUGGUGAAGAUGAGACUAACUCAUAGGUUUUUAUGUACAACACGCACUCACAUACA
Molecule: messenger RNA, 4675 nt
Organism: Coregonus sp. 'balchen'
Lineage: Eukaryota; Metazoa; Chordata; Actinopteri; Salmoniformes; Salmonidae
Source: the annotation of a GenBank genome assembly